Messenger RNA from Rubroshorea leprosula, 2134 nucleotides. The record is from the annotation of a GenBank genome assembly. NCBI's taxonomy places the organism in Eukaryota, Viridiplantae, Streptophyta, Magnoliopsida, Malvales, Dipterocarpaceae.
UAACCAUUCACUAAUUACUUAUUUUUCUUCUCCACCGGUCGCCGGCUCUCGUUUUCGCCUUCUACUCUCCGGAGGUCACCGGCUUAAUCUCUUAUUCUCCUCCUCCGGCGGAAUCUCGGGAAAAUCAGGAUGGCAGUGGGCGUUGAAGCAGAGAGCGGAGAUGGGAUAAGGCGGAGAGGAUGUUCAUGCACGAAAAAUGAUUUUCUACCGGAGGAGUCCUUCCAGAGCUUCGGAAAUUAUGCCAAAGCACUGAGUGAGACUCCGAGCAGGUUCAUGGACCGGCUCCUGACUCGAUCUCAGGAUAACAUUGAGCUGCAUGAGAUCAAGGCCAGGAGCAACCAUGAGAUGAAGAAGAACCUGUCUUGGUGGGAUCUGAUGUGGUUUGGUAUUGGUGCCGUCAUUGGCGCCGGUAUUUUUGUCCUCACUGGCCUCGAAGCUCGUCAAGAGGCUGGUCCUGCCGUCGUCCUGUCCUACGUGGUCUCCGGUAUCUCCGCCAUGCUGUCCGUUUUCUGUUACACCGAAUUCGCCGUGGAAAUACCUGUUGCAGGUGGGUCAUUUGCAUACCUUAGAGUGGAGUUAGGCGAUUUCAUGGCCUUCAUUGCUGCUGGCAACAUUCUCCUGGAGUAUGUCAUUGGUGGUGCUGCUGUAGCUCGAUCUUGGACUUCCUACUUUGCCACCCUCUGCAACCACGAACCUAAUGAUUUCCGCAUCAAUGUAAGCAGCCUUCCUGAUGAUUAUCGCCACCUUGACCCCGUUGCCAUUGUUGUCAUUACCAUCAUUUGCAUCCUCGCUGUCCUCAGCACCAAGGGCUCAUCGCGUUUCAAUUAUAUUGCCUCCAUCUUCCACGUUCUUGUUAUUCUCUUCAUCAUCAUUGCUGGCUUUGUAAAAGCUCACCCCCAAAACUACACCCCUUUUGCUCCCUUUGGCGUUCGUGGUAUUUUCAAGGCCUCAGCUGUGCUUUUCUUUGCAUAUGUCGGUUUUGAUGCUGUCUCCACAAUGGCUGAAGAGACUAAAAACCCUGCUCGAGAUAUUCCUAUUGGUCUUAUUGGCUCAAUGACGAUUACCACUGCUGCAUACUGUCUGCUUGCCAUUGUAUUAUGCCUAAUGCAACCAUACAAGCAGAUUGAUAUCGACGCUCCAUUCUCCGUGGCCUUUGAAAAAGUGGGGUGGAAUUGGGCUAAGUAUAUUGUUGCUGCUGGAGCAUUGAAAGGCAUGACCACGGUUUUGCUUGUCAAUGCGGUGGGUCAAGCCAGAUAUCUGACUCAUAUUGCUCGUACCCACAUGAUGCCACCGUGGUUGGCACAAGUCCAUCCAAAGACUGGGACCCCAGUCAAUGCCACCAUUGUCAUGCUCGCUGCCACGGCAAUCAUUGCCUUCUUUACCAAGCUUGAAAUUCUCUCCAAUCUUCUCUCAAUAGCGACAUUGUUCAUCUUCAUGCUUGUCGCUGUUGCUCUACUUGUUCGCCGAUAUUAUGUCAGUGGGGUGACAACACCAACAGACAGAAACAAACUUAUUAUCUGCCUUGUGUUCAUUCUUGGGUCUUCUGGGGCCACAGCUACUUACUGGGCAGUAAGUACACACUGGACUGCAUAUGUAGUUACAGCGCCAGUUUGGUUUUUGGCUACCUUGGCACUUCACGUUCUUGUUCCACAAGCUAGGACUCCAAAAUUAUGGGGCGUUCCAUUGGUCCCUUGGUUGCCAUCACUUUCCAUUGCCAUCAACAUCUUCCUUCUGGGGUCCAUAGAUCGUGCAUCCUUUAUAAGGUUUUCCGUUUGGACUGGUAUCCUGUUGAUUUACUACUUCUUUAUUGGAUUGCACGCGUCUUAUGACACAGCCAAGGAGUAUGGGGAGAAUCGGGCUGCAGACGGAUACAGGAAAGCUGAGGAAGGUAAAGGCACCACAAAUUCUAGAAUUUAAAGCAAAGCCAUAUCAUGAGAUCCGUGCGUGUCUACCUUCUCCCAAUUUAUUUUUCUACAUUUUUAUAUAACAGUGUUGUAUUUUAGUAAUUAAAGGAAGAAGUUGAAAAUUGUCUACUUGUUAUGUGUGAAAGAGCUGCUUGCGGGUUCAGGUUCCUCAUUGUGAAUGUCUCAAUUGAAGAAUGAAUGUCCCUUUUGAAAAAAUUGUGAAAUCCUUC